CAUCUUUAAAGUUGUACCUACUCUUUCUAGUUCCGCUUUUCGGCACCAGGUGGCGAAAUAGUAAACCACCAUUCCCAAUAUAAUAAUUGUUUUCCAUUUUGAAAUUCGCUCCAACUGCGACCAACGAGCGCGCGACCCUAUCGCAAGCGCAGUAGCUCAAGGUGCUCACAUUGGCAUGCGUCGAUGCGUCAUGAGCGGGUCUCUCAAUAAGAGGUGUUAAGAGUGGAUAAGAGGGCUUUAAUGGUUUCAAUUCUCAAUUUUUGUUGAUUUUUCUCGUUCGUAUAGUACCUAAACUUUUGUUUCAUACGCGUAAUUCAUGGGUGCACAACUUCUGCAGGCAUGUAAUUGUUAAAUUUAUGCCAUUAAAAGUCACUCGCAUUAUUCAUAGAGAAAUUCGGGAUCAUUGAAGCGUUAUAAAAAAUAAGUUAUUCAUACUUUUUAUGUGAACAUUGUGCUGCAUUUUCCUGUUUAUGUACAUAGUUACAUUAGAAGCGGUAAGUGAAAAAAAUACUUCGACAGAAUGGAAUCAGUUCAGAGUGAAUCGGGAAAUGACAAUCCAAAAUACGAGCCUCCUAAAAGGAAAAGGAAAAGAUUUAAUUUUCAAGAGAAAGAAAAAAUUGUACAAGAGGCGAAAACAAAGGAUAUGGAGACGAUUUGCAGAAAGUAUAAAAUCGGCGAAAGUACUCUGCGAAAAUGGAAAAAGCAGGAAGACGAUAUUUUUGAUUGUGCGAAAACUGUUAAUCUGAAAAACGCGAAAAAAGCAACGAACACAGAAGAGCUUGACUGGGCGAUGUACGCAUGGCUAAUGGAUUUUCAAAACAGAGACAUUCCUGUCACUGGUCCAAUUGCAAGACAGAAAGCUCUGGAAUUAAAUAAAAAAUUACGAGGACCAAAUGACUUUAAGGCUAGUAAAGGCUGGCUAGAAAAAUGGAAGAAAAGAAUGAACUUGAGUGCUCUGAAAAUUACAGAAAAUAAUUCCAGAGUCAAAAGAUUGAAACAAACUGCCGUGCCGAGCGUAAAUUUAGGUUUGGAAGUAAUAGAUAUUGAAUCACCAGUAAAGAAAAUUAAAACUGAAAGUAGUAAUAAAACAGAAGAAGAAGAAAACAAAAGAACGAACUCUUUUCAAGAAAAAAAUGCUUUCGAAAUCGAAAACAAUCAUAACGAUGAGGAUAUCUAUACUGAAGACGUCAAGAUACUUGAUGAACCUUCAGAAGAAACUCUACGACGUGCUAUUCUGGAACUCGACGAGCCGAUUCUGCUACGUAACAUAAUACGAAAAUUAAAUGGAGAAAAUAUUUGGAAUCUUCUUGACUGGGAUUUAAAAACGUUAGCCAAAAAAUUUGGAAAUGUACAGUUACCUUUUCGAACAGGACAUAUUGCGCAAACUUCCCGACCACAGUGGGAAGUCGAGUGUCCUAUGGAGUGGUUCACAAUGAAAGAUUUUAUAAAGAAAAAUGAUUUUGAAUCUUGGUAUUAUUUUGACUAUAAAUAUAUGCAUGAGUGGUGCAAGAAUUCUCCCGAAAUUCUUCAAUCUCUAAAUUGGAACAGAUUUGGUUUUGAUUUGGAUGGGAAAGAUUCAACUAUUUGGAUAGGAAGCAAAGGUGCUCACACAAAUUGCCAUCAAGAUUCUUACGGAUGUAACUUAGUGGCUCAAAUACACGGAAAGAAGGAAUGGAUACUUUUUCCUCCCGAGGCAGCCGAAAGACUCAAACCAGUUAGAGUGCCUUACGAAGAGUCGACUAUUUACAGCUCAAUAAAUUUCUUUUCACCAUCUGAGGAUGAAAUUAAAUUGCUGAAAAAUAUCCCUGGUGCGAGAACCGUAAUUUUAGAUCCUGGGGAAGUUUUAUUGGUUCCAAAAAGUUGGUGGCACUAUGUGGAGUCCUUAAAUUUAAGCGUGAGUGUCAACGUCUGGUUGCCUUUGGAAACUGAUUCCAAAGAGAGACUUAAAGAGGCGCUUGUUAAAUUAAUAGUGAAUGGGAUCGGAAAAAAUAUCCCCAGCGCUUCAGAGAAUUCAAAGUGCUCAGUUUCUGACUGCAUUAAUUUUGUAAAUAUAUCCCUUGAAGAGAUUAAAACUCAGAAAGAGUCUUCAGCUUCUUUUAAAAACAACAACGAGACACUUUAUUCUGCAAAAUAUUUGACGGAAGAAUACCCUUUCUGCGUGUGUUCACUGCAAAAUUUCAGCACUGAAAACUUGGAAACUUUUUUUUUAAAAAAAAGGAAUCGAUUUUCGAGAAGUAUUGAUAAUUCAAAGACUUCUUUCGUAAAACUAGAGGAGCCUGAUCCGUCGAAUCAACCUUUAAUAGAAAAUAUUGUAAAUGCAUUUUGUAAUUUAGGAACAAUUGAAAAAGUGGCAGAUUUUUUGUUGAAUGGAAGUUCUCGCUGACAAGAGUACUUGAUUGCGUGAGAAAUAGUUUGUACAUAAGUCAUAUUUUUGUAAUUAAAGAGAAUUCAUGAAAUUGA
This is a messenger RNA of Belonocnema kinseyi, 2460 nucleotides long. RefSeq lists its product as uncharacterized. The coding region runs from base 521 to 2383 and encodes 620 amino acids. Lineage: Eukaryota; Metazoa; Arthropoda; Insecta; Hymenoptera; Cynipidae. The record is from RefSeq and is a predicted model, not a curated record. The transcript has 8 exons. Gene Ontology annotation, molecular function: 2-oxoglutarate-dependent dioxygenase activity.